AUGAACACGUUUACUGCGAAGAACGAGAAAGAAACGCAGUCUUUACUCUCUCAGAAGAACGAAGAAGGAGAGACUAAGAAGAAGACUACUUCUGCGAAGAAGAAUGUUUUUCUAACCGUGGGCGGUCUCGCGGCGGUCGGGAUUUUGGGAUUGGCGUCGUCAAAAGCAUCAUCGUUCGGUUCCGCGGCUCCAUUCACGAAUGGAAGCCGAUUAGGGCAAACGCAAUCGACGAUUCGCUUGUCCGUCGGGUGCUCGCCGCAGGACGUUUUAUCGUUACUGCCGUUCGAACCGAAAUCUUGGAGAGGUGCGCAGUUUAUUCUUUUAGUAUACGUGUAUAUCGUUUCGUCGUUUAUAUUCCUCGCGCGAUCAAAUUUUCUCUCUCGGAACCUACGACGAGUGAGAAACAGACCAAAGAGCUGUUUGACAACGAAAUACGACGCGUCGCUGACAUUUUUUCUACACUCUACUGUUAUAUCAUUACAUUCCAAAUCAUCAUCUCAAAACAACAUCAAUGAUGAUAAUAAUAAUAUUAAAACAGGCAAAGUGGGCGCGAAAUUCAUCACCGCGAACAUGUCCCCGAACUUUUCGUACGAGAACGCGAUCGACAUGCCGGAAGAAAUGUGCGGCGUGUUUGCGGUUCCGCACGAACUCGCGCACGACGCUCGCUACGGUUUCUUUUUAUACGAGAAAGCGAACCCGGAGAACUUUGUGUCCGAUAUCGGGGUCCAACCGAAAGGCGGGUACGCCGACAUUGAAAUCGUGGAGGAAGAAGUUCAGACUGCUGCCAAACCAGUCUCGAAGAAGGAAGAGAAGAAGCAAGAGAAAGCGAAGGAGAUGAAGCAGAAGGAGGGCGAGUUUGAAGACGGGACGAAGAUGACACCGACGCAAAAAGAGUUCUUCGAGAAGAAGGCGACGCUGGCGCACAAAGAGUCCAAGUCCUCUUCCUCGAAGAAGGCGUCCAAGAAGUCUGCCGCUGCUGCUGACGAGGACGACGACAAAGAAGAAGAAGAAGAAGAAACAGAAGCGAAGAAAUCUUCUUCUUCUUCUUCCAAGAAAGAAACCGCCGAGGAGAAGAUGGUGCGUUUGCAACAAGAAAAGAUUGACAUAUUGGAGAAAGAAGUCCAAGAAGCGAGAGAGGCGGACGCGGAGAAAGAACGUCUCGCCACCGAAGAGGAAGCGAAACACAACGAAGAAGCAGAACGAGAGAAAGAGCAGCUGGAGCGAGAAGAGUUUCUCAAGCAAGAGAAGGAUGAGUUGGAGAAGGCGAAGACGCUCGCCAAGGAGAAGAAAAACGUCGGCGCGUUCUUCGAUUGGGGAUGGUGGUCCUCCUCCUUGUUCCACGCGGAAGAGGAGAUUGCGCAGCAAUCCAAAGAAGAAAGCGCUAAGAUCAAAUCCAGACGCGCGCUUCUUUCUUCCGCCCACAAACCGGUGCAAAAGUUGGCCGUGCCGCACAAGAAGACCGCCGCGAAAUUGUCCGCCGAACAACAAAAGAAGGUUGAGGAGUACGACAGAGAAGUCUCGAUGAUCAAAAGCGCCAAGAAGCAGCACAAGGAUGUUGAAAUUUCCUCUGAAAACCCAAUCGAAGUGGAAGUUGUGCAAGCGAGAAUCGAGUACCCGGUGCAAUUCAUCUCUACCAUGGCUUCGUGCAACACCAAGCACGAGUUGGAAGACACGGAAUACUACCCGAGAAAGGGCGUUGCGAACCCGAUGGGGAACAACGUCUUUAUCUUUGGCGCGUGUCGCUCGGACGUGCCGCAGUGCGGCAACCCGGCGCAAAGGCACCCGGGGUCGUGCCAAGUGCCGAAACCGGACGACGAUACGUUCAAGUUAGCCGUCAAGGCGUGCUUGGACGAAGACCCGACGGAAGGUAACUGCCACAAAUUUGCCAAGCAAUCCGAGUUUGGCGUUAUGUCCAUGUGGGACGUCUCCGAAGUCACCGACAUGAGCGAAGCGUUCGCGGAUCAAGACAGAUUCAACGGCGAUUUGUCGCAGUGGGAUACUCGAUCUGUUAAGUACUUCGACAGAAUGUUUAGCGGCGCGGCGUCCUUCGACCAAGACAUUUCCGCGUGGAGAUACGCGGCGAAAAAGACGGACAAUCACAUGUUCGCCGGUGCGACUGCGUUCAAAGCCUCGUGGGAGUGCGGUUUUAGACCGUCCGGUUUACUCGACUUCCACUCGUGCACCUCCUCGAAAGUGAUGGAUGACAUCGUCAACGGCAGAGGAGAUGCGGCUGGUGCCUCGACUAGCAAAAAAACAUCCUCCUCUUCUUUGUACAACUCGAUCUCCGCGGCGAAAAACCAACCGAUCGCUGCGGCCGAGAAGCUCUCGACCUCCAACAAUGAAGCGUCGUUUGGAACGGAAGAAGCUGGUGUGUUGACCGAUGCGAACAUUAUGGAUGAAGUCACGGAUUGUUUGCUCGCCGAACCGGUGAGAGGUGACUGCCACGGCCAAGCCUUUGGCCCGUUGUCCACCUGGGACGUCUCUCGCGUGACGAACAUGGACCAAUUGUUCAUGGACCCGCCGAAAUCAGUCGAAGGCGACAGACACUCCUCGUUCAAUGGCGACUUAUCCAAAUGGGACGUCUCUAGCGUCACGUCGAUGAUUCGCAUGUUCAACAGAGCGAACGCCUUCAACGGCGAUUUGUCUCGAUGGGACGUGUCCAAGGUUCAAUCCUUCUCCGGCAUGUUCAAGCAUACGGAUAGAUUUAACGGAGAUAUCACCAACUGGAACAUGAAAUCUGCGAAGUCUGUGGACGAAAUGUUCAUGAUGGCCUUAAGGUUCAACCAAGACAUCUCCAAAUGGUCUUUGCCGCAGUGCAGAAACUACGACAGAAUGUUUGAAUUCACUGGUGAGAACGGGUUCGCGCACGACAUUUCCAACUGGGACAUGCGCGCGAGCACGCACCAAGACAUGUUCAGAGAUGCGUUUGCGUUUCAACAAAAAUUUACGUGCGCGGAUGCCGCUCACGGUCCGGCGCACACGUGUCGACCGAAUGCUAGUGCGGCGACUACUCCGUUGACGGCGACGAGACAACCGGCGGUUGCGGCGACGAAACAACCGGUGGUUGAGGCGGGUAAAUUUGUUCCGCAAAGUGAAUACGAUCGCGUCAUUGAUUUGGGCGCGUAA
Messenger RNA from Bathycoccus prasinos, 3126 nucleotides. RefSeq lists its product with no specific name. The record is from RefSeq and is a predicted model, not a curated record. The transcript has a single exon. Gene Ontology annotation, cellular component: nucleus. The coding region runs from base 1 to 3126 and encodes 1041 amino acids. Lineage: Eukaryota; Viridiplantae; Chlorophyta; Mamiellophyceae; Mamiellales; Bathycoccaceae.